UUUCAACACUGAUAGACCAACUUGACAUUACUUCUGUUUGAGAAUACCCUUCCCAUCUCGUGAAUGCUUUCAGACGGUGAAAUUGCUGCUGUUCCGUUAACCAAUGAUUCGAUUUGUCGUGAUAACCGACAAAGGUUCAGACGACUGUUUCACUGGGGACCCAUCAUAGCGCUUUUUAUCAUAUUCUACGUUGCAUUUUUUGCCCUUCGUUGUUCCAUUUAUCUGUCACCACCGACUCAGUCGCUGCCGGGCUGUUUUCAAUUCACAUUUAUUUCAUUCAUGCUCUACCGGAUCUUGCACUCCUAUUUCAAUGCCACAUUUCUCGGUCCGGGUUUCGUACCACUCACAUGGAAACCGUCCGAUGCGAAAGCCGAAGGCAAGUUACAAUAUUGUCAGAAUUGUAAGGGUUUCAAACCGCCUCGAUCCCACCAUUGCCGCUCAUGUCGCCGGUGUGUGUUCAAGAUGGAUCACCACUGUCCAUGGAUUAACACAUGCUGUGGGCAUUUAAAUCAUGGACAUUUCACUUGGUUCCUACUCUCUGUACCGGUGGGCUGUACAACCUCCGCGAUUGUUCUUGGAAGACAUGUCUAUAAUAUGUGGUUCAAUCUCCCCUAUUUGUUCGUCCGUCCACAAUUCACAAGCCUAAUCCAAAUAUUCACGGAGAUGUUCUUGGUCAUGUUUGCCUUUGGCCUGGCUGUGGGUGUCACUUUGGCUGUUGGGGGACUCGGCCUCUAUCAGCUGUAUUAUAUUCAAAAGAAUCAAACCGGAAUAGAAUCUUGGAUUGUUGCCAAGGCUAAUCACUGGCGAAAAGAAGCAGGCCUUCAACCAUUCCAAUACCCGUACGAUUUAGGACGGUGGAAUAAUCUUGCUCAGCUUGGGCGUCAUGGUAGUAUCUUAGCCCCGUAUGCUUCCUUCGGGUUACAAGUCAGGAGAAAUAACUCACCCUCGAUAGAUGAACCAAUCACACUGCAUAAUUUGCGCUGGUUUGGUCACGUGCUGCGUAUGCCAGUCGACCGACUUCCUCGAAGGGCUUUUUUCGCACAACCACGUGAAGAGUGGAUUAGAGCCAGAGGCGGUCAAACAAUGACUGGGCAGCGAAGUAUGAAAGCAAUUACCAGCAAACUCAGCUGCGCUGGUCACUGCCGUCUUCCUGGAUGGGCACCACGAGACAGGCCAUAUCAAUGGUUAGAGACAUUGUUAGACAUGGCCCAGUCGCACCCUCAAUGGUGCUAA
Molecule: messenger RNA, 1233 nt
Organism: Opisthorchis viverrini
Lineage: Eukaryota; Metazoa; Platyhelminthes; Trematoda; Opisthorchiida; Opisthorchiidae
Exons: 5
Coding region: 64-1233 (389 amino acids)
Biological process (GO): protein palmitoylation
Cellular component (GO): Golgi apparatus
Molecular function (GO): palmitoyltransferase activity
Source: RefSeq, a predicted model, not a curated record